AUGGAGUUGAUGAAAACUCAUUACCAUCUCCAAACUCUUCAUGCAUGUGAAGGAUUUGUCAAAGCUAUUUUUGGUAAUGCAGCAGUUCAUCCAAUAUGGCAAGAGCGAAACGAACAAAAGGCGAAAUGUACAACAUUUAACCAAUGGAAAACUGAACAAUCAUGGCUAUGCUAUAGACGAGAAAUUAUGGAGUCACAAUUAAGUACUAAGUCCAAAGAUGAAAUAAAACGUAUUGAAAAUGAAUUACGUGGUCGGGAAGCUGUCCAACAAAUUUUGACCAAUCACUUCACUAAAAGAUAA
Molecule: messenger RNA, 300 nt
Organism: Heterobilharzia americana
Lineage: Eukaryota; Metazoa; Platyhelminthes; Trematoda; Strigeidida; Schistosomatidae
Source: the annotation of a GenBank genome assembly